Messenger RNA from Myodes glareolus (Bank vole), 4178 nucleotides. The record is from RefSeq and is a predicted model, not a curated record. NCBI's taxonomy places the organism in Eukaryota, Metazoa, Chordata, Mammalia, Rodentia, Cricetidae.
GUCCCCGGUGACCGCAGCGGCCAGCGACCCGCGGAUGCGCAACGCGUGCCACAAACAGUCCCCGCACAGCGGCUGCCGGGCCGUCGGGGCUCCCGGGCGCCAGGAGCUUCAGGCUGCCCAGAUGCGGGCGCCACUCUGCCUGCUGCUGCUCCUCGCCCACGCGGUGGACAUGCUCGCCCUGCACCGGAGGAAGAAGCAAGCAGGCACCGGUCUGGGGGGCAACUGCACAGGCUGUGUCAUAUGCUCGGAGGAGAAUGGCUGUUCCACCUGCCAACAGAGGCUCUUCCUGUUCAUCCGCCGGGAAGGCAUCCGUCAGUAUGGCAAGUGUGUGCACGAUUGUCCCCUUGGCUUCUUCGGAAUCCGUGGCCAGGAGGCCAACAGGUGCAAGAAAUGUGGGUCCACGUGCGAGAGCUGUUUCAGCCAGGACUUCUGUAUCCGGUGCAAAAGGCGGUUUCAUCUAUACAAAGGGAAGUGCCUGCCCACCUGUCCACCAGGCACCUUGACCCACCAGAGUACCCGGGAAUGCCAGGAAGAGUGUGAGCCAAGCCCAUGGGGCAGCUGGAGUCCCUGCAUACACAAUGGGAAGACCUGCGGCUCAGGCUGGGGCCUAGAAACCCGGGUGCGGGAGGCUGGCCCAGCCAAGCAGGAGGAGACGGCAAGUUGCCGAGUGUUAUCUGAGUCCAGAAAAUGUCCUAUAAAGAGGCCCUGCCCAGGAGAGAGAAACCCCAGGCAGAAGAGCCGGAAGGAUCGGAAGGAUCGGAAGGAUCGCCGCCAACGCAAGGACAGGAAAUUGGAGCGCAGGACGCAGUUGCCUGGCUCACAGUGACCCCUCUCCACCUCCGGCAUCUGACCUCUGCCCUUGGCUUGCUGCCUUCUUCCCCUGUGGCCUCCUCCCUUUCCCCCUGCCCUGCUCUGUAUCCACAUUCUUCACUCUUUCUACCUUGCCUUUCUGUCUCUCCCCUGUGUUUCCUUCACCUCCUUUCCUUCUCCCCCCUCCCUUUCUUUACAGAAUUCCUGGUUUCAUCUUCAGACCUUUUCCUCUCUUCAUGUACCUUUUUUUUUCAUUUCCUCCUCCUCUGCUUUCGGUUCUUCUGUCCACUCCCACCCCGUACACAGACACACAUAAGAAGUGGAGCCUAUAUCCCUCAUGUGUCUCUGUACACCUCAGAGCAAACAUUUUUUCUAGAUCUUUCUGUGACCCUAUCCUGACCCCACCUUUGCAGAGUUAAAAUUAACGAGGAAUGGGCAUGAGUGUGACUUGACUAGUCUGGGAGCCCAGCUUCUAGCUAGAGAGACCCUGCAACCUGAGUGGUGAGCCCUUCACCAGGACCAGUCCCUCAAGACCAUUUCUGCAGCACUCAGCCAUUGCCUCUGUGAUGAGGCCGCCUGAGAUGGGUUCCAGAAUCUCCCGAGGUCCGGCCUGAGCCCCUUGUUCAGGAUGGUGGUGUAGGAGUCACUAGGGACCUUUUGGCUCGAUAGUGACCUCCAGCCCACCAGCACAUCCCUUUGGAAGUACCUGCAAUGCACCCUCCAUGCCCCCCUCUGAUCUCCCUCUCAUUGUGCCUAUGACCCUUCCCCAGCUGACCCCCCUCCCAAGGCCUUUGGGGACCCAUGCACAGAGUCAGGUGGGGCUGCUAUAAGAACGAGAUGAGACUAAUUCCCUCAUCUCAAAGGCUAUUGAAACUAAAGGGAGUUUAGAGCUGGCCCCGCCCACUCUAUUCACCACCUUGCUUCCUGCCUGUCCAUCAUACCCACGGAAAAACUGACCGCUCGGGAAGCGAUGGGCUUACACACCCAUGUCUUCACAUCAUGUCUGUGAAGAAGCCUGAGGGUGUUUGGGGAAAUUGCUGGGUUAGCAAUUGAGAUGGCUUCCUACUUACACACCUCCUAUAUGGACACCCUAGGUGUUUUCUUUCAUUGGGGUUCCCCCAACCCCAGACAGGAAGGACACUGGGAGGAGCCUUCAGGUAGACUAAAUAAUUGGCAAGUCUGACCCUGCGGAUGACCCAGGAGCUGCCAUUGUGACUGGGGAGGAGUCUGGGAAUAGAACCCAAGGAUAGUUGGAGAAGGAUAAGAGAGACUCCACAUGAUGCCAUGUCACCCCCUCAGGCAGUGACCCUCAUACUCACCCUACACCUGACAGGUGAGGGUCCUCAGCGCCACUCCUGACCCUGUAGCUGUGUUUCUCCAUGGUGUCCUACUGAGAACAGCUGGAUGCCCUGCUCGCCAGGCCAGGCUCCCCACUUCUCUGUAGAAGUUCACACCCCUGAAAUGCAUUCUUGAUUUAAGACCUCCAGAUAUUUUUUAAAGAAAGAAAGAAACUCAUGAGGGCUUCCUGGGCAUCAGAUAAUGUUAGAACUACCAUGCUCAUAGGUUCACUGUAGCAGAGCCUAAGCUUCCUGGGGCUGCUUCCACCAGAGUGUUCGGGUGGUGGGGACUGACAGGGCAGGCUGGGCUCACUUUGAAGUGCUUCCCAGAUCCUCUUAAGAAGGGGGCUCAGGGGCUAUGUCGUUAAAUUGCUUGCCGUGUCACCUCAGGACCCAAGUUUGACUCCCAGCACACACAUGAAAAAUGUCAGGCAUAAUGGCAUGCCUUCGUGGUCACAAUGCCGGGGAGGUAGAGACACACAGAUGCCUAGGGCUCAUUGGUCAGUCAGAGUGCCCCAAAAGGCAGGCUUCAGGUCAGUAAGGAACCUUAUCUCAGAAAAGAUAGCCAACACCUGGUUGUACACAACAAACAGAGAGGGGAGGGGAAGCUCACUAGAGCUUCAGCCAGAGGCAAAAGAUGACGCCUCCUAGCAACCUCUCAGCCUCCUGAGUUAGUUACAGCCCAGGCCCCCACUUGUGCUCUAUUCCACUUCUUAGAAACCCGAAGCCUCCAGAAAGAGCAUGGUCUCAAUGAGUCAUGGCUAUGCCUGGCCUACUAGUAAGAGUGUGGGCCAAACCAUCUGCCCUUUUUGGGGCUUCCGUUACUCCUUUUGAUGAAGAGGAGGCAAGGCUAGACUCAGCCCAUCGCCUACAUCUAGAAGGUUCAGCCAUGUCCUGGGCUUUGAGGUGUUUUUAAAGCUUUAGAUUUCAGUGUCCCACCCAGACCUAUAUACAUUAUGAAUGAGCUGAGCAGUGAACUGAGCUGGGGGGAGGGGCACCCUGAGUCCCAGGGACUCUACAGCCUCAAGAUCUGUGUGUGUGUGUGUGUGUGCGCGCGUGCAUGCGUGUGUGCGUGCGUGCGUGCGUGCGUGUAGAUGGGAGAUUUAGAUAUGUUCUGUCUGAGGUUCUUAAACCCUAGGCCACAGGAGGCUCCAAAUUCCAUAGUUGUUAUAGGUCAAGAGGGGAAGGUCUCUGACCUGGAAUUAUCUAGCCAUACUCUUUCCCCCAUGAGGUGGGGGACCUGAUAUUCUGCCCCUAAAUGAGGGCUUUGGGUAUUUUUAAAUAUUUUCUAAUGUUUUCAUGUUUAAAUAAUUCUCCCAGGGUCCCCACUGUAACCUAGGGCUUCAGGUAUCCUCCUGCCUACUACUGUUCUUUUGUGGUCCAUCUCUCCCUCCUUUCUGGUAAAGGAGGCUCCAUGCCAUCAGGAGUUCAUCCCCUGGAUGCCUCUCGCAGGCAAAGCUGGGAAAAUUCAGAAAUGCUCCAUUUCUGUCGUUACGGAGAAGGCCGGUGAGGUUGUUUGACCCCUCAGUGAUGAUCCAGUGGCAGAAAGGACACUCGGUUUCUCCUACCCCUUUCCUGCUAAUCUGUCCUUACCUCCACCAGACCGUUCACCAUGGGUUGCCGAUUAUUCCCACGUACAGCCACUAGAGGGUGAGACUCAACCAGGAACUGCCAGCCUGUUUGCAGCCCACUCUCUGAACCUGGGGGCAGGCAUAUUGAUGUCCUGGAGGACAGGGAGAGACUGCCUCGCAGCCUCAAGUGAGCAGCGACUUCAGUGGAAUGGCCUUCACAGCACCACACGACGUCUAGACUCCAGACCCCAGGCCACUUCAAGCCCACAACAGAAACCUGACUCAGAAGACAGCAUCUGACAUUCCAGGAGAGCCAUAGCGACUGACCUCUUCAGACACCAGCCCCAGGCAACCAUGAACAUCCCAACUAGUUUUAAGAAAUUUCCAUUCAUCCCAUGGGACCCGUCUGACUUGGAAAUGUGCAUCCUAAUAAUGAAAAUGAUAGUGACGGUGGUGAUGA